Molecule: messenger RNA, 999 nt
Organism: Nannochloropsis gaditana CCMP526
Product: nonclathrin coat protein zeta2-cop
Exons: 6
Coding region: 148-846 (232 amino acids)
Biological process (GO): intra-Golgi vesicle-mediated transport; intracellular protein transport; retrograde vesicle-mediated transport, Golgi to endoplasmic reticulum
Cellular component (GO): COPI vesicle coat
Source: RefSeq, a predicted model, not a curated record
AUAGGUUACUGGAACGUUUAUCGAUCCCUCGCGAUUUUCGUCGAGGGCGUCUAGAGCUCUGUUUGGGUACCUCGCUGCUGUCUGUUGAUCAAAGACAUUCUUGCAAGACUACUACUCCACUCCAAAAAGGACAAGCCUCCGCAAACUAUGUCAGACCCCUUUGUCCCCUCAGUUACUGCCAUAUUCGUGCUUGACAAUGAUGGUCAGCGGCUAUCAGCGAAGUAUUUCAACCCGAUAUUCGCCACCAACGCAGAAAAGAUGGCAUUUGAGAUGCGUGUUUUCAAAAAAACCCGGCACAACAACGCCCGCUCCGAAUCCGAGAUCAUAACAAUAGACAACUUCACCGUCGUUUUUCGGUCCGGCACUGAUGCGCACUUUUAUGUGGUGGGAGAUGCGAAGGAGGUAGGAAGGGAGGGCGGAACGUUAGAGAAAAAGGGCAAGCAAGGUGGAGCAGUGCGCGUCAAGUCAAAAAUGGACGGCGUUUACGCACGUGGGACCUAUACACAACAUUUCCGUGGGGUUCCCUGGAUUCUGUCACAGAACGAGCUAAUCUUGGCCACUGUGCUGGACGCGUUUCGCGACGCCAUUGCCAUGCUCCUGCGGGGCCAAGUGGACCGUCGCUCGCUUUUGGAUAAUCUGGACCUGCUCAUGCUCACAGUGGAUGAGUUGGUGGACGGUGGAAUCAUCUUGGAAACGGAUUCUUCCGCUAUUGUCGCGCGUGUUUUGAUGCGGGGCGUAUCCGGAGGUCAAAAUGUCCCCUUGGCGGACAUGACCAUCUCACAAGCAUUCGCGUCUGCGAAAGACUCCUUCAUCAAAAGCAUGGGGAAUCGCGAAGGAAACUUUUAAGGCCGUGAUGGCAGACGGGAAGCGAUAUAAAAAGCAAACGAUGGCAACACCCGACUCAUGCUGUUGACGGGGUUAGGAGAAGGGGGGGGGAAUGGUGCGCAAAAUGGAACGAAGAGCUCUUAAAAUCGAAAGCAAGCAAGAAGUCGAAACAAG